Naegleria gruberi is the source of this 1158-nucleotide messenger RNA. RefSeq lists its product as uncharacterized. NCBI's taxonomy places the organism in Eukaryota, Heterolobosea, Eutetramitea, Acrasida, Naegleriidae. The record is from RefSeq and is a predicted model, not a curated record. Bases 1 to 1158 code for a protein of 385 amino acids. The transcript has a single exon.
AUGUCUUCAAGUCAAUUCAACCAUCCAAUAAAAAUACCUAAAGAUAAGAAACAUAGAGAGGCAUUGUCAGUUGUUGAUUCAUCUUCUCUUUUGGAAAUUUUGAAAAGUUUUGGAAUAAUUGUCAAGACAAAAGUCAAUUUUUGUGGACGAAAACAGGAUUUUGAACAUCAACUAAAAGAAUGCUUUAUGGAUAAACAAAAUUAUGAACCAAUUAUCGAAGGAACAAAUGAAGACUUUAGGCUAGAGAAUGAGCUCUAUAAUGGCAGUUUAUAUUCAACAAUUUAUAAUGAUAAUAACAUUUAUACUAAACAAUCCAAGAUAAUUAUUCGAUUCAAAUGUGAUUUUGAUCAUUUAAAUAGAAUUGAAAAACAGAGUUUCAACAAGGCAAAUAAGAGUACGAGGGGGGAUAUUUUCAAAAAGAUUGUAAAGACAGAUAGAAAGAAUGCUAACAUGAUACGUAUUGAAUUUGAUUUGAAAUUCAAUUCCAUCACAGAAAUUGUCAAAUAUUUGAAUUUAUCCAGUUCGAAGGUUAUGUUAGAGAAUGAAAUACUUUCAAGAUUGGUCGAUGUUCUUGAUGUUGAUCCAGAAAAAAAGCAAGUUUAUAUCAAGCUCAAAACGUUUGAUUCUUGUAAAACCACAAACUUGACUAGUUACCUACUGAUGGGGAAAAUUGAUGGCAGCAAUUCAUGUUUCAUGUUGGAUUUAACAAACCUCAAACAUUCUUACAAUCUCCUCACAAUUGACCAAAUUUACAGACAUUUUACACCUAAAAAACUGAAAGGUAGAAUUUACAAUAAGGGAAAUCCUAGUACUUUCCACGAUUGUAAAGAAAUUGGAGUGUACAGAGUCUUAAUUGGAUGUUUCUUUGUUUGCAUGACAGAUACAUUAGCUGGAAUCUACACCAAAAGAGAAAAACUUCGAGUAAUCGAAUCAUCCACCUUUAGUCCAGAUAUUGUGGACACUAAAAAAACAACUAGCACUUUUGAAAUGAUUGCAGAGCACACAACAACGUUCGAUUAUUUCUAUUACGAUCACUCUUACUAUGGAGGUAUAAUAGAUACUGGUUAUUACAAAUUUGAAUUGAAAUCACCCUGUAGAUUCUAUUGUGAUUAUGGUGAUUUAAAAUUCAGAAGAGAAUUCUAUCACUUUUCAUUGUAA